Molecule: messenger RNA, 998 nt
Organism: Ictalurus furcatus (blue catfish)
Lineage: Eukaryota; Metazoa; Chordata; Actinopteri; Siluriformes; Ictaluridae
Product: short transient receptor potential channel 7-like
Exons: 1
Coding region: 162-992 (276 amino acids)
Biological process (GO): calcium ion transmembrane transport; manganese ion transport; regulation of cytosolic calcium ion concentration
Cellular component (GO): membrane; cation channel complex
Molecular function (GO): store-operated calcium channel activity; protein binding; inositol 1,4,5 trisphosphate binding
Source: RefSeq, a predicted model, not a curated record
GAUUUUGGUACCUGCUCAAGAUUAGCACCAAUAGAUUAAAAUGGGGGGGACGACAUGCAGUCAUUUUCUAUAUUUCCUUUUCUUUUGUUUUUCUGUUCCUCUCUGCCUGGCACCCAUUCACAUAUUUAUUAUUUCUUUAUUUCUCUUUCAGACCAGCCAUUAUGCAUCGCAGGCACACCACACUGAGGGAAAAAGGGCGUCGACAGGCCAUCCGAGGCCCGGCUUACAUGUUUAAUGAGCGUGGCACCAGUCUCACUACUGAGGAGGAGCGUUUCCUUGAUGCUGCUGAAUACGGAAACAUCCCUGUCGUCCGCAAGAUGCUCGAAGACUGCAAAACGCUCAACUUUAACUGUGUGGACUACAUGGGCCAAAACGCAUUGCAGCUAGCUGUAGCCAAUGAGCACUUGGAAGUCACAGAGCUGCUCCUGAAGAAGAAGGGGCUUGCGAGAGUGGGAGACGCUCUGUUGUUGGCGAUCAGCAAAGGCUAUGUGCGAAUUGUUGAAGCUAUCUUGGCGCAUCCAGCAUUUGCAGGAGGCCUGAGACUAACAUUAAGUCCCCUGGAACAGGAACUUAGAGAUGAUGACUUUUAUGCGUAUGAUGAGGAUGGAACACGUUUUUCACAGGACAUAACUCCGGUGAUUUUGGCCUCGCACUGCCAAGAGUAUGAGAUCGUGCACAUCCUGUUGAUGAAGGGUGCCAGGAUAGAGCGGCCUCAUGACUACUUCUGCAAGUGCAACGAGUGCACAGAGAAACAGAAGCGUGACUCUUUUAGCCACUCACGAUCACGUAUGAAUGCAUAUAAAGGGCUUGCUAGCGCUGCCUACCUGGCACUUUCAAGUGAAGACCCUGUACUUACAGCUCUGGAGCUCAGCAAUGAACUGGCACGACUCGCUAACAUCGAGACAGAGUUUAAGGUAAGAGCUUAUUCAGCUCUUUUUGGUCUACUAAUUAGGGUAAACUUGUCAUUUUCUGCUCUAAAUUACUUCAGUUGAACUUGA